Odocoileus virginianus texanus is the source of this 637-nucleotide messenger RNA. It is a transcript of the gene SYCN, whose product is annotated as syncollin. Gene Ontology annotation, biological process: exocytosis. The record is from RefSeq and is a predicted model, not a curated record. Gene Ontology annotation, cellular component: secretory granule membrane. NCBI's taxonomy places the organism in Eukaryota, Metazoa, Chordata, Mammalia, Artiodactyla, Cervidae.
UCAUUUGCUACAUUCCUUCUUAAGCGGCUGAAUUUUAUGCAAAUAAAGUCCAUCCUGUAUGCAGCGGUGGUGGGUUCUGAUGUAGUCUGGGAAGUCUCCCAGCUCCCGGAUGCCCUCGCCUUCGCCCCCCAAGCCCUUAUCUCGCAGCUUUUCGCUUCCCACGGGUCGGGCGCAUAAAAGGGAGCGGGAGCUCGGGCCCCGCAGCGUCACCAUGUUCCCGCUGUGCCCACUGCUGCUGACCCUGGCCCUGGCGGCCGUCCCCGGCGUCCGAGGCUCCUGCCCGGCGUCCGCCGACCUGAACGCCAACGGGACGCGCACUUGCGCCAAGCUCUACGACAAGAGCGACCCCUACUACGAGAACUGCUGCGCCGGCGCCGUGCUCUCCUUGGAGUCGGGCGCCGACCUGCCCUACCUGCCCUCGGACUGGACGAACGUCAUCUCCUCGAUCGUGGUGGGCCAGCGCUGCGAGCUCACCGUGUGGUCCCGUCGCGGCAAGGAGGGCAAGUCGCGCAAGUUCUCCGCCGGUAGCUACCCGCGCCUGGAGGAGUACCGCCGCGGCCUCUUCGGGGACUGGUCCAACGCCAUCUCCUCGGUCUACUGCAGUUGCAAAUGACACCUUACGAGAUCACUCAUCUCC